GCAGCUCCACCGCAGCUAUCUGCAGAUGCUGAUAUCGUCAUCGGAGGGGUAUUCUCCAUCCACAGAAGCACUGAGGACAAGGUGCAUCUAUUCACCUCCAAACCUCUGCCUCCAUCAUGUGUCAGGUUGAACUUCAGAGAAUUUCAGUUUGCUCAGACCAUGAUCUUUGCCAUUGAGGAAAUAAACAACAGAACAGACCUGCUCCCCGGUGUGUCUCUAGGAUACAAGAUAUAUGAUGCCUGUGGCUCCAUACCUUUGGCUAUACGGUCAGCCAUGGCUCUGAUGAACGGCUAUGAGGAAAUGCUGACUGACACAUCGUGCUCCAUACCAGCAGCAGUACAGGCUAUCAUUGGAGAGUCUGGCUCCUCACCUACUAUUGCUUUAUCAUCUGUAGUUGGACUUUUUCACAUUCCUUUGAUCAGUCACUUUGCUACAUGUGCAUGUCUGAGCGAUAGGAACAGGUUUCCCACAUUCUUCAGAACCAUUCCCAGUGACUAUUACCAGAGCAGAGCACUGGCUCAGCUGGUGAAGCACUUUGGCUGGACCUGGGUGGGAACAGUGAGAAGUGACAGUGACUAUGGAAACAACGGAAUGGCCACAUUUGUUGAAGCCGCUCAACAGGAAGGGAUCUGCAUCGAGUAUUCCACGGCCUUCUACAGAACCGACCCCAGAGAGAAAAUCCUUCAGGCCGUGGAGGUAAUAAAAAAGGGCACUGCAAAAGUGCUCGUGGCCUUUCUGGCUCUAGGUGACAUCAUCCCUCUGCUGCAGGAGCUGGCUCUGCAGAAUGUGACGGGGCUCCAGUGGGUGGGCAGUGAGUCCUGGAUCACCUCCAGCAACCUGGCAGACAACCAGGAUUACAGGUUCCUGACAGGCUCUGUGGGGUUUGCUAUUGGUAAAACCAAACUGGAUGGCCUGGAGGAGUUCUUGAUCAAUGUCCACCCAUCUCGCGCCCAAGGUAACGCUCUAGUGAAGGAGUUUUGGGAAACAGCUUUUGGAUGUUCGUUUGAGAAAAGCAGUAAUUCGGCAGGAGGAACUCUGUGCACGGGAUCCGAGAGCUUGAGUAAACUGAAAAAUGACUACACUGAUGUUUCAGAGCUGAGAAUAACCAACAAAGUAUAUACAGCAGUUUAUGCUGUUGCCCACUCUCUACAUAACCUUUUAGCAGACCGUUCAAAGUUUCACUCCUCGACUAACAGCAACCACACCCAGGACAUUAGUCCACAGCAGGUGCUUCAGUAUCUGAGAAAGGCAAACUUCAUGACAAAAACUGGUGAGCAGGUCUCCUUUGAUUCCAAUGGAGAUCCUGUGGCACGAUACGAGCUGGUAAACUGGGGGCUUACUGACAGAGGAACGUUGCAGUUUAAGGCAGUGGGCCUCUACGAUGCUUCCUUACCUCCAGAGGAGCGCUUUAUAAUGAACCAGGGCAGCAUGGUUUGGAAACCCAGGUCAGUGUGCAGUGAGAGCUGUCCCCCAGGCACUCGCAAAGCCGUGCAGAGAGGGAGGCCCAUCUGCUGCUAUGACUGUGUGUCCUGCGCUGAGGGAGAAAUCAGUAAUACUACAGAUUCUAAUGACUGCAUUCCUUGUGAUGUGGAAUAUUGGUCAAAUGAAGAAAGAGACAGAUGUGUAUUAAAAAGAGUUGAAUUCCUGUCUUAUGAAGAAGUUAUGGGAAUAGUGCUAGUCAUUUUUUCAUUAUUUGGAGCAUGUGUGACUAUACUUGUGGCUGUGCUGUUCUUCAGAUACAGACAGACUCCAAUUGUGAAAGCCAACAACUCUGAGCUCAGUUUCCUGCUGCUCUUUUCAUUGAAACUGUGUUUCCUUUGCUCCCUCACCUUCAUCGGUCGGCCCUCUGAGUGGUCCUGUAUGCUGCGCCACACAGCGUUUGGAAUCACCUUUGUCCUCUGCAUCUCUUGUGUUCUGGGGAAAACAAUAGUGGUCUUAAUGGCCUUCAGGGCUACACUUCCAGGCAGUAAUGUCAUGAAGUGGUUUGGGCCUCUGCAGCAGAGACUCAGCGUUUUUGCUUUCACUCUCAUUCAGGUCCUUAUUUGUAUCCUUUGGUUAACAAUAUCCCCUCCUUUCCCCAAUAAGAAUAUGCAGCACUACAAAGAAAAGAUCAUUCUGGAGUGUGAUGUAGGAUCAGCAGUGGGGUUCUGGGCUGUGCUGGGUUAUAUUGGUCUCCUCUCUGCCUUGUGCUUUGUGCUGGCUUUUCUGGCUCGUAAGCUGCCCGAUAACUUCAAUGAAGCCAAAUUCAUCACAUUCAGCAUGCUCAUAUUCUGUGCAGUCUGGAUCACUUUUAUACCAGCUUAUGUCAGCUCUCCUGGAAAGUUCACUGUAGCUGUAGAAAUAUUUGCCAUUUUAGCUUCCAGUUUUGGCUUACUGUUCUGUAUUUUUGCCCCCAAGUGUUACAUCAUUGUACUAAAGCCUGAGCAAAAUACAAAGAAAAACAUGAUGGGGAAAAUAUCAUCAAAGGCCCUCUAA
Molecule: messenger RNA, 2475 nt
Organism: Megalops cyprinoides (Indo-Pacific tarpon)
Lineage: Eukaryota; Metazoa; Chordata; Actinopteri; Elopiformes; Megalopidae
Product: extracellular calcium-sensing receptor-like
Exons: 6
Coding region: 160-2475 (771 amino acids)
Biological process (GO): G protein-coupled receptor signaling pathway
Cellular component (GO): membrane
Molecular function (GO): G protein-coupled receptor activity
Source: RefSeq, a predicted model, not a curated record